GCGUUGCAGGGAGACGGUUUCCGAGGAGCCCGGUAUAAAGCGGCCGCUGCUGCCCGCACCCGUCCGCUUAGCCCGCGCCGGCCCGAUCCGACUCGCGCUGACCCGCCCCCGGGGAGCAGCCGGGCCCCAGCCGCCCCGUCCUGACCGACCCACCUGCCGCAGCCAGCCACCCCCUCCGCGGCCACAGGGGCCAGGUACCGGGCAGAGGGGGAGACCCGGCGGCAGGGACCUUCACUGCCAUCUAUUUACUAUGCCUCUCUGCUUGCACUGCUUGAGGAAGAGAAGCCAGCUGUUUUAACGCCUAAACUGCUUGAAUGCCAGAUUAAUCAGCCACUCGAUGGGGAUUAACAGUGGAGCACCUUUUUGUGUCGCCUUUCCACCUCUGCAUAGCAAGAAUAACAACUUCAGCACCUUGUCAAUAAUAAUUAUGAAACUGGUAUUAACUGAAUGGCAAUUAUGGAUUUUUAACUCUAAUUCACAGUAAACGUAGCAAGCCAUAUGUUGAAAUUCCUACUAAGUAGCUUCCUGUUCUUUGUUUCAUACCUACCUGAGAAGUUGUGAAAUACCUAUCUGUACAAGAGGAAUAUAAGCAUUACUUGCACCAGGAACACAACAGAAGCUGAAAGAGAAGACAUCUUAGAGAUAUGAUAGUAUUUAUAGAUCUAUAAUAAAUAUAUAUAUUUUUAUGGUAAUGAAAAUGGCUCCCCAGAACGCUGACUCGGAAUCUAUGCAAGUUCAAGAGCUACCUGUGACAGAUCUUCAGAAACCAGCAAACAAAGAGAAUGAGAGUAGGGAGGAGACUAUUAGCGAAGGAUCCAUAAAUCGGAUACCAGUACGCCUGUGGGUGAUGCAUGGUGCAGUGAUGUUUGGCAGGGAAUUCUGUUAUGCCAUGGAGACAGCAUUGGUAACCCCAGUAUUGUUGCAAAUUGGUCUUCCUGAGCAAUACUACAGCCUCACUUGGUUCCUUAGCCCCAUCCUGGGCCUGAUCUUCACUCCACUCAUAGGUUCGGCUAGUGACCGCUGCACACUGAGCUGGGGCCGCCGGCGGCCUUUUAUUCUUGCUCUCUGCGUUGGUGUCCUCUUUGGUGUUGCACUUUUCCUUAAUGGCUCUGUUAUAGGUCUGGCCAUUGGAGAUGUCCCAGACAAGCAGCCCAUUGGCAUAGUUCUCACAGUGCUUGGGGUGGUGGUAUUGGAUUUUUGUGCUGAUGCGACAGAGGGGCCAAUUCGGGCCUAUUUACUGGAUGUGGUGGACAGUGAAGAACAAGACAUGGCACUCAACAUCCAUGCCUUUUCAGCUGGUCUUGGAGGAGCCAUUGGCUAUAUGUUAGGAGGGCUGGAUUGGAUGCAGACCUUCUUCGGUGACCUUUUUAAAUCUCAAGAACAAGUACUUUUCUUUUUUGCAGCCAUUAUUUUCUCUGUCUCUGUUGCUCUUCACCUUUUUAGCAUUGAAGAAGAGCAGUAUAACCCUCAACAAGACAGAAUUGAAGAUGAAGCAGAUACACUUUCUAGUGUUAAGCUCAGUGGCAGCCUUCCACCUCUGAAUCGACUGAAUGUAAUUAGCGAGGAAGAUCCCUAUGGGACCUCUGUGUACCCAGAGGAGGUUCAGUCAGAGCAGGACCUUGAUAUGGAGUUCCUUGAGGUGGACAUCGUAAGGAGUAAGAGCGAUUCUGUUCUGCACAUGCCAGAUGCUACUCUGGAAAUUGAAUCAGAGCUGCUUUUUCUACAUGACAUUGAGCCCUCCAUUUUUCAGGACCCUUCAUACCCAAACACUCCCCUCAGCACCAGCCAGGAAUUUCUGAAGUGCAGAUUUAACCGCCUGUCUGCUUUCCUCAGGGAAAAUGAAAAAGAGGAGAUGUUGCUUGAUAAUCACUUGAAUGAAGCCAAAGUCCCAAAUGGCAAUGGCUCCCUACCAAAAGAUCUCCUCAAUGGACAUGCUAGGAUUGGCAUGAAGCAAUCUAGUACUUCAAACUCCAUGCGCAGGCGAAGGCACAUGUUCUAUCGUCAGCCAUCUUACACCUUCUCCUACUAUGGCAAAAUAGGUUCUCACCGCUAUCGUUUCCGACGGGCCAAUGCCAUUGUCUUGAUCAAGUCCUCCCGCAGCAUGAAUGAUAUCUACGACAUGCAGAAGAGACAGCGGCAGAGGUACAGGCACAGGAAUCAGAGUGGAACAACGAAUUCUAGUGGAGACACUGAGAGUGAAGAAGGGGAAACUGAAACCACUGUCAGACUUCUGUGGCUGUCUAUGCUAAAAAUGCCCAAUGAGCUCCUGAGGCUUUGCCUUUGUCACCUCUUAACCUGGUUUUCCAUCAUUGCUGAAGCAGUGUUUUAUACAGAUUUCAUGGGACAGGUCAUCUUUAAAGGGGAUCCCAAGGGUCCUUCUAAUUCUACUGAACUGCAUGCCUACAAUGCCGGAGUUCAGAUGGGCUGCAGGGGCUUGGUCAUUUAUGCUGCGACUGCUGCUGUUUGCUCAGCUUUACUACAAAAAUACCUGGACAACUACGACCUUAGUAUAAAGGUGAUCUACAUUCUGGGCACGUUGGGUUUUGCUAUUGGAACUGCAGUGAUGGCUAUGUUCCCCAAUGUGUACGUCGCUAUGAUAAUGAUCAGCACUAUGGGAAUCGUCUCUAUGAGCAUAUCCUACUGUCCUUACGCGCUUUUAGGACAAUACCAUGAUAUUAAAGAGUAUAUUCACCACAGCCCUGGGAACUCAAAGCGAGGAUUUGGCAUAGACUGUGCUAUCCUGUCAUGCCAAGUCUACAUCUCCCAGAUCCUGGUGGCCUCAGCACUUGGUGGAGUGGUGGAUCUAGUAGGCACAGUCCAGGUUAUUCCAAUGGUGGCAUCAGUAGGAUCCUUCCUGGGCUUUUUGACCGCUACAUUUUUGGUGAUUUAUCCUGAUGUCACAGAGGACCCAAAGGAAGAACAGAAAGGACUGAGCCCUCCCGAGACCACCGAAAGCAAUGGUGUGGAUGCAGAGAAACCAACUGCUAUAAAGCUCUCGCGUAAAGGGGCAGCCUCAUCAGAAGUGGAAAGCGAGUCAAUAGUUUGAACUGGUCGUUGUUGUUUAUACACAUUCCAAGCAGUUCAGGUGCAUGAAUGCAGGUGCAUGAAUGAGGACGUUCUUAAGGAAAAUUCUGACUCUCUUCAAUAGUUACCUUUUUGCUUAAAUUGCAGCAAAAAUGUCUUUCAUAUGAAAACGUAGAUGAAAUUCUGUAGUCCUAGGGUAGGUCUGAGCAGAUGGCUAUCUUGCUGAUUGCUUUCUCUACAAUUUAGAAAUUGUCACUUCUGAACACUUUUUUUUAAAUUAAGAACACACACAGAUUUCAAAUCUAUCAAUCUGCAGGUACAUUGUUCGUUCUUGCAUGUUUUUUAAAAUGUCAUGACAGAUUCACAGUGUAUACAAUUAGCAGUUUAGAAAAAUGAAGGUUGCUUGCAAUUUUUAGAUUGUAAUUGAAAACAAAAGCUAUUUUAACCAUAGGCUUUACUAAUUUUUUGUCUGAACAUUUCAGAUCUUGAUAAUGUAAUAGGUGAAUCAAAUGCAUAGACACCUUUUUUUCUUUUCCCCCUUUCCUAUAGAUACAAUAUUUGGUUUGACAGCUACAAUUUUUUUUAACAUUUGUUUGGAUUUCAUCCUAUUUUAGUGGGUGCAAUUACUACCGAGUAUUUUUCUUUGCAGUUACUUGUUUUUAAAAAGCAAUUUACUAAAGUUUAAUAGAACUGCUGUCAAUUAUUUUAUUCAAACCGUUCAACAAGUCUGUUCCCAAGUACUGCUGCUUGUCAGAAAUUGAUGGUCUUGGGUGUGUGGUUUAGCUGCUGAUGGAAGUAACAGCAGCUGGGAAGGUGAUCCGCCUUUGCAGUGAGCGCAGAAUUUAAUGAGCGGCAUUGGAACAUGCUGUGACAGUUUUAGCAGGGAGCUUUGUGUGUUGAACUUACUAGGGUUGCUUUUUCUCUCAGUAUUUAAAGCUGAUCAUCUCAUUUUGAUGAAACUGCCAUGGAGAAAGGAAUUUCAUUCACUUGGCUUCAUGGAAUUGAUGUGAGGAUUCUCUUUAGAGGGGAAGGAGGUUGUUGAUUGCACUUUUAUGAUCCUUUAACCCUCUGGCUGGGAAUCACAAUAGUAUAGUCGGUGUCAGUACAACAAGGUAAACCGAAGGCCUACCUCUAUAACUUUAUGCCAUAGUCUGGUUAUAUAAAAAUCUGUGUCAGAAAAAGCUUUGGUCCUUAAAAUCCAAUCCAGGAACAUGUAAUGCACUUCCUGUCCCUACAUAGGAGUUGUAUGCUAGAGCUCUUAGAUUGAGCUGCCGUCCUGAUGUAUAAUACUGGAUUCAGGACACAGCUGCAGUGCAAAGAAACGUUCAGUGACGAGCGAUAGGAAAGAUACUAUUUUUAAUUUAAAUGCUUAACUGAAUUUUUAGCAAUUCCCAAAACCAUGGGUAGACGCAAUUCAGAUGCAGCAGCCUUUUAAAGUGUCUUUAUACACAACCACCAAAUUUCUGGUCCUUUCCUUAUAAGAAGUGUUCGUAACUCUAUUUACUCAUUUCCACAUGGAAUAGAAGAGACCUACAGCGAGUUCACAGGUUUCAUCAGGCAAAUCCAGACCACUGUUGUAAUAUUUCUGCUGCCUCAAAUUCAUUAAAUCGUUGCAGUACUUUAGAGUGCAUGUCUGAAUCAUGCUGCGAUAGGCAUUCAAAAGCAAAGUUUUAUAUAUAUUUCAAAAUGACAAGCCGUUUUUAAUUACUUGAAUUGCACGUGUAUUUAAGAGAAGAGCUAUAUUCUGGUAGUUGAAGCUAACUCUCCGUCUUGCCAGUGUUGAUAAAUUACUGAUGGCAUCAUAUGUUUACUUCUUAGCUGAAGGAUUUUAGGCAGUACUCUUCACUCUGACAGGAGUGCUAUGAAAUUCCACCACGUAUACAGAAUUGCAUAGGACUCUUGUUUGAAGUGUGUUAAGGAAAAGAGAUUUUUGUUUCCUGUGAAUAUUUUUUUAUUAGAACACUUCUGAAUUGUGUGUUCAGACAGGAGAAUACUACUACUACUGAAGCAUUUAAGACCUUAUUGAAGAAAUCAGUUAGAAAUAUUUCUCACUGAACGCUUGGAGUGAGUUUUAUCUCUGUAUAUAGUCUAGUUGGGUUCACAUAUAACAGAAUUGCAAUGCUGUUUCACCAUAAAAUUGGCAUUCCUGUGAAAUACAAACCUAAUUAGACAGUUUUUUUAAAGUUUGGCAUCAAUAUUUUAUUUUAAAAUACUCUAAGGAUUCUGCUUCUUUGUUAAACGGACACAGUCAGUCGUUCUUAGUAACUUACACAUAGAAACAAGUUUUAAAGUUACCGUUGCAUGUGAGAUUUGUCUAUCAAUUUAAUCUGUAAUACCAAUCUGGUCCUUUUUCCUCUCGACAGAUGUUUCACUGGAUGUUGUUUAAAUUGCCAUUACUCAGCAUAGCGCUUUCUUGAGCCAAAAUGUGCUCUGGCAUCAUCAACUGGUGACAAUUUAGCCUUGGAAAGAGCAGUUGGCUGCCUCUUGCUACGUAGCAAUAGAGGGGUCAUAAACCUUUGCUUUUUGGAGCUGGGCACACGCACACUUACUCUCCCCCACCCCUCGAAAGUGGGGAGGUGAAGGUUUGAUUGUGGGGUGGAGUCAAUUUCAGGUCCAGAGGAUUUCAAUCAGAUCAGAUGGAAUUUUGUGCUGACCAGCCUUUACCAAGCCUCUUUCCUAAGAAUUGGAGACUAGAAUGUGCAUGUUUUGGGCUGGGAAAGCAUUGUUCAGAUUAUCCCAUUAAAAUAUAAACUAACUGUAAACAUAGCAACGUUUUACUGUGCUUCAGCAAAUGAAGGUCCCAGGGAAACAGUCAUUCAGUGUAAACAUGUUUGCGUCCUGCUGGCAAUACUUCAUGUUUGGGUAGCCCUGCUUAGGCCUUCAAAGACUUGCAACCGAAGUAUCUCAUUCUAUAGCCUAGGCAGGUUACGGAGCCUGAUGAAAUUAAAGCUGCUUUUCAGCUUCAGACUUGGAUUAUCAGAGGUUUUUAAUCCUAGAGUUCUUUGAUUUUGAGAGAUUCCCUUUGUAGCCCAGGCUUUUCCUUGGGGUAGAUAACAUCCUAUCCCUCAUCUUCAACUGCAAAGAGAUUAUUACUUUGAUGGGUUUGACUAGUGCAACCUUAAAGUGUAAUCACCUUAUUUCUUGUUGUGGAAUUGAAGGGAGGAAAAAGCUGAGGGAGCUGUUUAACUUCCUGGUGACUCUAAGUAGUGUUGAGGUUUGCCACUAUUACUACUUAGUCCACUUCAUCUUCUGUACGCUAUCAAAUAAGAUAGAUACUGCAGCAGGUUUAAGUUUUGGUAGUUUAAUUCUUCCUGUGUUUCUCUUUACCGUAUAGAACAUUACAUCCACUCAUUAAAAAUCUUUGUUUCUUGAUAACACUUGACAGAUUUAGGUUCAUGUUCUUAAAAGGUUAAAUUAGUUAAGUCUCUCUUGAAGCCUAGCAACUGGAUAUCUCACGCAAAGUCUAGCAUUAUGCUGCAUGAAGUCAGAGGCUUAAACAUAACCAUUUUUGGAAAUUAUAAAAUUGAAUUGGCUGCAUUGAUUUAUCAUAGUCUAAUCAUAUUCAACCAAGCAGCUCAGUAAGGAUUUCAAAAAAUAGAAGCAAUAAUUUCUUAGGAAUGUUUUUUCUUCCAAUUACUCAAAUUAUUUGCAUGGAGACUUAUUACUUAAAUAAACCUUUAAAUAAUUUUAAGCUGAUUUAUCUCUGAUCCACUCUGUCAACAGUCAGUUCAGGACAGCUGUUGGUGGGGAAAGACGCGUGCCUUUCACAACAAGGUGCAAAGAAGUAUUUGAAGGAGAAACAACAAAUCCGGUGCAAAUUACAACACUCUCUCUGAAUCUCUUGUCCUUGCUGGUCUAUUGUAGAUGGGUCUGUUUGUAAAAUAUGGAACAUUCCCCACUUCAAGUCUAACCAGCAGGGACACUCUGAACUUAGACUCCUGCUCCUGGGAAUCAAUUUCCCCAUCACUAGCCACAGUUAUGAGUGACUUUCACUAUGGAAAUUCUGGCUGACAGAUUCAGUUGAGAAACAUGCCAAACUUUCCCCAGAAAGCUAACUUUUUUUAUACAAAAAAGGCAUGGAUGCUAGAGCAAGGGGAGUCUCACCCUAGGAGGAAUUCCUCUUGUCCCAGAGCGUUUGAAUAACUACAUGGCAGAGGUGGCAGUAUUAGGAAGUAGGUCGUUCAAGGCUAAGUCUCGCUAGAACCCAUCUCUCUAAUCGUGGGUUUUGGUGAUGUAGGACUUGCUCCGAAGCCCAGGGAAGUCAAUGGAAGGACUUUCAUUCACUCAAGUGGGCCUUGGAUCGGGCCCUUAAUACCCAUUUGCAGCUCUCUGGAUUAAGACUAAAUUUACAAAUGGCGGGAGGAGGAAGUUAAAUAGUUUCGCUGGAGACAACAGAAGCCCAGCUGGUGGGCUCCCUCCUUGAAACCUAUUUUGAUGGUCAAGAUUAUUUUUUUUCUCCAACAUUUCCAUAUUUUUCCUAACUGCAAUUGAAUGUGAUUUGGUUGUGUGACAUCCUGUGGUUCAGUACCUAGUUUUACCUGUAGUUUAUAUAGAGAAUUUAAAAUGUUUAGUGACAGAGCUAGAGGUAACACUAGGUACUGAACUAUAUGGUUUGGGCCAAAAUAUCCUUGGUGGUUGUAGGUUUUCCUGAAUUGUACCAAGUAAUGUUGUUUUCACUUGAGUUCUUCCCAUUUUUCCCACUUCUUAAUCUGCUGCAAGCUAUAGAAUAUAUAUCCUGUUUCAAGAACUCCUGCAUGAAAUUGAAAGCAUCUGAAGUAUCUGUUGUGGAAGAGCGAUUGUUUCUAUUUGCAGCUGUGUUUUCCUUGUUUUCUGUUGCUAGGCCUAAUGUAAUGCACGCCAAAUGUUGCACAUGAAUGGUAUUGAGGACUCUGUGUAAGAAAUACCAAGUUUUAUUUUUCCUUAAGGUGACUUUUAUGGCUAUAGAUAGUCCUUGAGCUUAAGCCGCCACACUGCAAGUUUGUAAAUUUGCGUUGAAAAGGGUCAUUCUGAAAGGAUAAGCUACCCAGAGUUUUCUAUUUCUCAUGUUGCAUCCAGAAUAAGCAUAUUGCAAAUGCAUCGUCUACUAACUCAAAUGUUAAACUCUGAUUUUAUUUUAAGGGAUUUUUCACUUCAGCAAGGGGAGAUUGGAUCUGAGAAGGAUCCGUUCUCUCUUCACAAUGUCACUAACGCGUGACUUCAGCCAGUCAGGGCAGAAAGGUUCUGCCAUUAAGGUGCUUGGUCUUGCCCUGCUUAAAUGGAAGAUAAUUUCCUGUAAGAUGGAUUUGAAUUUUUAGACCUGAACAACCUUCAAAUUUGUCUUGCUUUUAACCUGGCCUUUCCAGCCUGCAAACUGUUGCUUUGGACCCCUGGGGAGACACAUAGCUUUGUCUGAUGUGCAGGGGACUGAGAGCCUGUUGCAUCAUACAGCAUCCUGAUUAACCUGAUGGCAACAGGAGCUGUCACUUCUGAUACCAGCAGUAAA
Mauremys reevesii (Reeves's turtle) is the source of this 8506-nucleotide messenger RNA. It is a transcript of the gene SLC45A4, whose product is annotated as solute carrier family 45 member 4. The transcript has 9 exons. Gene Ontology annotation, biological process: transmembrane transport. Lineage: Eukaryota; Metazoa; Chordata; Testudines; Geoemydidae. The record is from RefSeq and is a predicted model, not a curated record. The coding region runs from base 686 to 3046 and encodes 786 amino acids. Gene Ontology annotation, molecular function: sucrose:proton symporter activity. Gene Ontology annotation, cellular component: membrane.